AAGUUGAUAUGUUAUCAUUGAUGUGUCUUUUCUUUGAAAUAUUGUCAUGAAGUGUUUGAAGUUGAUAUGUUGUCAUUGAUGUGUCUUUUCUUUGAAAUGUUGUCACUUUCAUUUUUCAUCUAUAAAUAACAUAUCAUACUUCAUGAAACAUACAUCUUCUUCAUUUGUGUUAUAGAUGGCUUUAAAUCAACGAAGUUCUUCAUACACAAAUGCUGAAGACUCACACCUCUGCCAUGUAUAUCUUGACAUUUCCCAAAAUCCGAUCAUAGGUAUAAACCAAUCUAAGGAUCAAUUUUGGUCUCGAGUUGAGAGUGAUUAUCAUAGCUCAAUGCCUGCUUUUAUCACUCAAGUUCGACCCAGAAGAUCUUUGCAAUGUCAAAUGCAAACUCUCCUAACUGCAAUUGGCAAGAUGAGGGGAUGUGUAAGACAUGUUGAAAAUUUAAAUCCAAGCGGUGCUUCUGAACAAGAUAUUUUCAAUCGGGCUAAAGUGUUGUUUGCUCAGGAUAAUAAUUAUAAGAAGGGAUUCAAAUUCGAUCAUGUAUGGCCCAUUUUGAAAGAUAUCGAAAAAUUUGCAGAUGUUAAUGCUGGAAUUCAAGUGGGACGUAUGCAACAUGGUAACUUUGCAUCAUCACAAUCAGAGUACUCUCCCACUUCAGACUCUCUCACACCAGCAUCUCCUGGAUUGGCUUCAUUCGAUUUUAAUAUGAAUGACAAUGAUUUUGGUGGUACUUCAACUGAAAGAACUAUAGGGGUACGGAAAGCAAAAUUUAAAAAGAGAAAUGAUGAAGAAAGUUAUAAGUUUAUGGAGUAUAUGAAAGAAGAGAAUCAAAAAAUUGUUGCAAUUAUGGAAAAAAAUAAUGCUGAUAGGUUAUGAAAUCCAAAUGUUAUGAGCUCAAACUACGGCCAAAAAAGUGGACGUGGAAGAAUUACGUGAAGAAAAUUUAAUUUUACUGAAAGAUUUGACACAAGUAACUGAUCCAAAACUACAUGAGUUUCUUGUACAAGAACAAUCAAGAAUUAUGCAUAAAAGAACUAAACAAUGUGAAGGAUCUCAAAAUACCGGUUCUGGUACUUUUG
Molecule: messenger RNA, 1077 nt
Organism: Asparagus officinalis (garden asparagus)
Lineage: Eukaryota; Viridiplantae; Streptophyta; Magnoliopsida; Asparagales; Asparagaceae
Product: glutathione S-transferase T3-like
Exons: 2
Coding region: 176-874 (232 amino acids)
Source: RefSeq, a predicted model, not a curated record